This is a messenger RNA of Spodoptera exigua (beet armyworm), 2434 nucleotides long. NCBI's taxonomy places the organism in Eukaryota, Metazoa, Arthropoda, Insecta, Lepidoptera, Noctuidae. The record is from the annotation of a GenBank genome assembly.
GAACUGUCAAACGCUCAUACAAUGACUUAUGUCAUUAGUCACCCGAUACGUUUCUGCUAUGUAUUUAUCUCGAAAUAUUUUAGCGAAAUACAAAGUUAUCGUUGCAAACAGCAAAUAUUACUGAUAAUCACUUUCACGUAACGUGUGAUAGCGUAUGUUGGACGCACGCGAUGGGAACAAGUGGAAAAACGUACUAUGAAAUUGUAUUCCAUAUUUUUCCAAGUAACUGGAAGUGAGUGAGUGUUUAUAUUAGCUAAAAUGGAUAAUAACAGUGAUAAGAAAGACGAUCCUAGUGCCCAGAAGAAAGAAGUGCUCUCAAGUUUACAGAAAAUAUGUUUAGUGUGUGGUGAUAAGGCUUUAGGUUACAACUUUAACGCGAUCUCUUGUGAGAGUUGCAAGGCGUUUUUUAGACGAAACGCAUUGGCUAGCAAAGAGUUUAAAUGUCCGUUCACGAACAACUGCGUAAUCACUGUGGUGACGAGGAGAUUUUGUCAAAAAUGUCGAUUAGAAAAGUGUUUGUCUAUAGGCAUGGUGAAAGAAUUCAUCAUGUCGGAAGAGGACAAGGCGGAAAAGAGACGGAAGAUAGAAGAAAACAGAGCUAGGAAACGACAACGUGAUCCUGACGACGCCGUUACUAGCUCGAAGAAUGUGAAAAGAGAUGAAGAGGGGGACACGGGCCUCAUCCCAUUGCAGGACACUGUGAUACAGUAUGACACUCUCAGUACGACAUGUAGCCCUAGUAGCACAGUGCAGUCUCCACUGACCAGUGACCUAGAAGCAUCGUUACACUCCCCGCUGUACAACUACACUCCGGCCCAGCCUGUGGCCACUACUGAGCAGCCGUAUCCAAUGAAGGUGUACCCUAUAGAUGAGAAGUCUAUGAUCAAUAGAGGUGUUUAUGACCAGAGGAUGUUGGACUCAUACAACAUGUAUGAGAAUGUUGAUAGUAACAACAUUUAUCCAGUCGAGGCACCAAAGCAGAAUACCAUAAGAUCAAUAUUGACAAAUAGUGACAAACCACCGGCGAGGGAGGCUCGGCCGCAGCACGUCUGCGAGGAGAUCCCGUCCACCAGCAACAACCCUGACGUCAACAAGGCGAGAGACAUACUCCAAGAUGUUGAGAGGAUAGAACCAAAUUCGAUGGAGUCGAUAUUGUGUGAGGCGAUCAAGCUGGAGUUCGAAGCGUACACGUCCGUCAGUCCGUGCAGCGGCUCGUCCCGGGAACUGAACGAGGUUGAACGCGCGAAACUCAACGAGUUGAUAGUCGCGAAUAAAGCACUCCACGCUCCCAUAGACGAUGACGUCACACAGCUUGUGGGAGAUACGGCUAGCUCGGCUGGGUUCAAGGGUGACGGCAAACACGACCCUCGAUUGAUCACGAUAGUCAACCUAACUGCAGUGGCAAUAAGGCGGUUUAUUAAAAUGGCGAAGAAGAUCAACGCUUUCAAGAAUAUGUGUGAAGAAGAUCAGGUGGCGUUACUAAAAGGUGGCUGUAUAGAGAUGAUGGUGCUCAGAAGUACGAUGACAUACGACGGACAGAGAAAACAGUGGAAGAUCCCCCACUGCCAAGAGCAAUUCGGCAGUAUACGAACAGACGUACUGAAGCUCGCCAAGGGCAACAUAUACAGGUCGCACGACUCCUUCAUCCGGUCGUUCGAGGCGCGCUGGCGGACGGACGAGCACGUCAUACUGAUCAUGUCCGCCAUCUUGCUGUUCACGCCGGACCGACCCAAGGUCGUACAUCCUGACGUCAUCAAACUAGAACAGAACUCAUACUACUACCUCCUCCGUCGUUACUUAGAAAGCGUCUACCCAGGAUGUGAAGCGAAAUCAACAUUCUUGAAGCUAAUACAGAAGAUUCUCGAACUACGCAAGUUGGCUGAGGAAGUGACAGGAGUGUACCUUGACGUCAACCCCAUAGAGCCUCUACUCAUGGAGAUAUUCGACUUGAAGCACCACGCUGCAUGAGCCACAGGGUAACAUAGCUUAAGUAUUUAUUCAAAUCACCAGACACGGAUUCAUAAAUAAUUCAGCAUAAUAUAAACAUUUUGUUAUAAAAAAAUGCCAAAUAUCACUGUCCACACAUAACACUCCAUUGUUUAUUAAUCCGUGUCAUUGUUUUCUUUGUCCGUCUGUCACGCACGUUGGCCUAAAUAGCUAAAUAAUUUAUGGAAUAUUUACAUUUAAUAUCUACACGUUAAGUGAAACUGUUCGAGAUUCCGUUUGUUUGAUAAGUGUUAUUAUUGUACAGUUAAAUUUAUGAACAUAUCAAAUGCCAAAUUAGUAAUUAUGUGCGAUGUAAGUACUGACAGUACCUUUACGAUGAGUUUAAAGCUUUUAGAUUUAGGUGGUUAACUAAAGGUAAACAAUCUUCGUACGUCUUUUUAUUAAAGAUUAUUUAAAUUUAGUUUAAUAUUACAUUUGAUCAAAACCU